Messenger RNA from Phragmites australis (common reed), 3897 nucleotides. RefSeq lists its product as uncharacterized. Gene Ontology annotation, biological process: DNA repair; telomere maintenance. The transcript is spliced from 2 exons. The record is from RefSeq and is a predicted model, not a curated record. NCBI's taxonomy places the organism in Eukaryota, Viridiplantae, Streptophyta, Magnoliopsida, Poales, Poaceae. Gene Ontology annotation, molecular function: DNA helicase activity. Bases 1 to 3897 code for a protein of 1298 amino acids.
AUGAUUAGACAGUACAACGCUAUUUUUGCUUUCACUUCUCUUGGUGUCACCGUUGAAAAAUUAAUCAAUACUGGUGAUGGCCCAUAUGUCUUCAGGAUAAAUGGUGUUGUACAUCAUAGAAUAGGUUCUUUGCUACCCCCUGCAGGACAACGUCCUCAAUUUGCUCAGCUCUAUGUGUAUGAUACUUCCAAUGAGGUUCAGAAUCGACUAGAUAUUUUUGAGCGUGAUGGACCUGACCGUGAUGAACCUGAUCCAGCUAUUGUCCAAGAUCUUAUCCAUAUGCUUGACCAAUAUAAUCCUUUAGUGAAGAAAUUCAGGAUGGCACGUGAUCGGAUUUUUUCUCCUGAAUCUCCAGAUGUGCACAUCCGCCUCCUUGCCGCUGCUGGUGAACAUGGAAAUCGUGAUUCUUUCCCAUCUGUUCCUGAGUUGGCUACUCUCAUUGUUGCUGACCUUACUAUAGAAGCUUGUGACUUUGAUCUCGUUGUCCACGCACAACCUGGUUACUUACAGAAGGUUAGCCUUCUGAAUCCAUCACUUAUGUCCCUGCAAUAUCCGCUUUUGUUCCCAUACAGUGAGCGGAGCUUCCAUCUAGGUAUUAAAUAUCGCCCAACUGCUAAUUCACCUACUGGUGGCCGUGAGGAUGUUACAAUGAGAGAAUUCUACUGCUAUCAGGUUCAUUACCGCCAAAGAGAAACUAAUCCAUACACAUGCUGUGGCCGCCUCUCUGAUCAAGCUAUAGUCAACUGUUAUUCAUGUAUUGAAGCUAGCAGAUUGCAGUUCUUCUAUUUCAACCAGGACCUUCUACGUUCUGAUACAUAUCAAGGCAUUACUGAUGCUUUAGGACAGGGUGCUUCAGGUGGCAAGAGCAUAGGGGUCAAGUGGAUACUUCCGUCUAGCCAUGUGGGCAGCCCCCGUUACCUAGCUAUGAACUACCAAGAUGCAAUGGCUGUUUGCCGUCAGUAUGGAGCUCCUGAUAUAUUCACCACUUUCACCUGUAACCCCAAAUGGCCAGAAAUCGCUGAGGCUCUCAGAUAUGAACCAGGCCAGCAGCACACAGAUCGGUCAGAUGUGAUUACACGUGUUUUCCAUAUGAAGUUAGAUGAGUACAUUGCUGAUAUUAGAGGCGGCACAGCCUUCGGGCCUAUUCGAGCAUAUAUGUACACUAUUGAGUUCCAGAAAAGAGGAUUGCCACAUGUGCACAUACUUGUGUGGCUAGCUGCCCAUUCUUCAGAUCCAUUCCCAUCUUUCAUUGACACGCUGAUAUCUGCGGAGCUUCCAAAUCCACAAUCUGAUCCCCUUGGCUACGGCCUGGUACAGGAAUUUAUGGUACAUGGGCCAUGUGGAUCUAUGAAUCUUCGUUGCUCAUGUAUGAAACAAAGUGUUUGUUCCAAGAGGUUCCCAAAAUCUUUCAAUUCUGAGACUUCUAUUGAUGAGGCAGGAUUUCCUUUGUACCGUCGCGCAAACAAUGGCCUAACUAUUAGGAAAGGCCGUUACGACCUUGAUAACAGAUGGGUUGUGCCGUACAAUAUGGCCAUUUUGAAGAAAUAUCAAGCACAUAUCAAUGUCGAAUGGUGCAACAAGACUAAUUUGGUCAAGUACCUCUUCAAAUAUAUCACAAAAGGACAUGACAAGGCUACAUUUGCCUUUGUUAGUGCUUCUGCAGAUGCUACACCUCAGCUUGAAGACAAAGAUGAGAUAGCAGACCAUAUAAGAUGUAGGUAUUUGUCAGCUUGUGAAGCCAUGUGGCGAUUACUAGGUUUUGAAAUACAUGGUCGUAUGCCUGCAGUUGAACGGCUAGCUGUCCACAUGCCUGGUAUGAACAUUGUAAUAUUCCAUGAGUCAGCUGAUCUUGAAGAUAUUGUUGAAAACCCCCACAGAUAUAAGACUACAUUAACUGAAUGGUUUACAACCAAUCAAACCCAUCCAUCUGCAAUGCCUUUCACUUACUGUGAAUUCCCUACCUAUUAUAGGUGGGAUCCUGAUAGGAAAUCCUGGAUUAGAAGACAGAGGUCACCAAAGGUUGGUCGCAUCUAUAACGUGCACCCGAGCACAGGUGAACUAUUUCAUCUGAGAAUGCUUCUUAUGGUUGUAGCUGGUGCCACAAGCUUUGCCAGCCUUAGGACAUACAACGGUAUUAUAUAUGAUACCUUCAGAGAGGCAUGUCAAGCUAGAGGCUUAGUCGGUGAUGACAACGAAUGGUAUAUGCUGUUUGAUGAAUCUAUUAUAUGGGCAUCUCCAUACCAGCUAAGACACCUGUUCCUUAUUGUUCUGGUUUUCUGUGAUGUUGUUAAUGCAAAAAUGUUGUUUGCCAAGUACUGGAGGCAUCUUGCUGAUGAUAUAGCAUAUCGAAUCCGCUUGUGCCUAGGCAAUCCUAGAUAUUUUAUCCCAGAUUGUCAUCUACAGGCACAACUGCUCAGUGAACUAACUGUUCUGUUUUCAAAGUCUGGUGUCAACUUGUCUUCAUACAACCUCUCUUCUGAAGAAACUCCUGGACCCUAUGCAUAUAGCAAUAGGCUGAUUGCUGAAGAAUUAACAUAUGACAGAGCCCUUCUAGCAGAACAGUCCAGUACCCUAGCCUCUACACUAAAUCAUGAACAACGUUCUAUUUAUGACACUCUUAUUGCUUCUGUUAUUUCAAAAGAACCUGGCACCUUCUUUAUCUCCGGUCAUGGCGGCACUGGGAAAACCUAUCUCUGGAAUGCCAUUAUAGCAAAACUUCGAGCCGAAGGUGAGAUAGUGCUAGCAGUUGCUUCUUCUGGGGUUGCCUCUCUUCUAUUGCCAAGUGGUAGAACUGCACAUUCUAGGUUCAGAAUACCUCUUGAUAUAAACGAGCGUAGUAUAUGCAGUAUUAGCCGUGGGACUAUGCUUGCGGACCUCAUCAGUAAGGCAUCUUUGGUACUAUGGGAUGAAGCACCCAUGACUCAUAGACGUUGUUUCGAAGCACUGGACCGCACAAUGCGUGACAUCCUAUCAGCUGAUGAGCCUUCACUUGCUAAUGUUCCUUUCGGUGGAAAGUUGGUUGUCCUAGGCGGUGAUUUUAGGCAGGUCCUUCCUGUUAUUGCAAGGGGUACCAGGUCUGAUGUUGUGAGUGCAUCACUUGUUAUGUCACCUAUUUGGCAGCAUAUCACGGUCCUCAAGCUUUACACAAAUAUGAGGCUCACAAAUCCUGCUUUAGGAGCUUCCCAAAGACACAACCUUGCUGUUUUUGCUCAAUGGGUCCUAGAUGUUGGUAACGGUGAUGUCCCCAUGGCAACAAAACCUGGUGAAGCACAUCCCACCUGGCUGCAAAUACCUCAUGACCUGUUGUUCAUGCCUUCCGAUAAUAAUAUACAAACAAUUAUAGACUCCACCUAUGAUUCCUUUGACACCAUGUAUUCAGACACAUCAUACCUUACUGCUCGUGCAAUUGUAUGCCCAACCAAUAGCACAGUUGAUGAAAUCAAUGAUGUUGUCUUCAAUCAAGUACCGGGUGAAGCCAGAGAAUACCUAAGCUAUGACACUAUUUCUAAAACAGCUGACCAUGUCGCAGAUGUUGAUAUUCUUUAUCCACCAGAAUUUCUGAACUCCAUAACAGUUAACAAUUUCCCACACCAUUGUCUGUGCUUAAAAGUAGGGGUGCCCAUUAUUCUGCUUCGCAACAUUAACCAAUCUAUUGGUCUCUGCAAUGGUACUAGACUCAUAGUAACCAGGCUUGGUGAUCAUGUGCUAGAAGCCCGCAUACUUACCGGCACAAACAUUGGCCAGACAGUCUGUAUCCCAAGAAUUGUCCUCAACUCAGCUAGCCCCAAGUGGCCUUUCACGCUGCAGCGACGCCAAUAUCCUAUUCGGCUCUCAUAUGCUAUGACCAUCAACAAGAGCCAAGGCCAGACUCUCUCUAAAGUCGGCAUCUAUCUCUGA